Molecule: messenger RNA, 315 nt
Organism: Prorocentrum cordatum
Lineage: Eukaryota; Dinophyceae; Prorocentrales; Prorocentraceae
Source: the annotation of a GenBank genome assembly
GCAGCUGGCGCUAUGGCCAGCUGGAUCGUGAUGUUCUGGAUCCUGGCUCUGGACUACUGGCUCGCCUACAACGCCCUGCAGUGGAAGAAGGAGCAGGUCGACCAGGGGAACCGGGCGGCCACCCUCGCCAUCUCCUUGCUGAUUGCAGGGUUCGUGUCGUUCAUGAAUUUCAUGUUGGGCAACGUGGCGUACGCCCUGGCCCCGCUCGAGAAGCACGCCACGGAGUCGGGCUCGGACAGGGCCGUCAUGCGGAAGCUCGUUCUCGCUCUGGUGAUCAACAUGUGCAUCAUCAAUCUGCUGGUCAACUCCUCCGAG